Molecule: messenger RNA, 502 nt
Organism: Lindgomyces ingoldianus
Lineage: Eukaryota; Fungi; Ascomycota; Dothideomycetes; Pleosporales; Lindgomycetaceae
Exons: 3
Coding region: 152-502 (116 amino acids)
Source: RefSeq, a predicted model, not a curated record
CCCACUUCGCCGCAUUUGACAAUACCAAAGAACCCCACACAAUAACAGCUUGCUAUUCACAUGGGCCGUCACCUCAGCCCGUUCAAAACCGAGUUCGUCCUACAAUAGCCUUGUCUACAGACAUAAUGGCUUCAAUUUGGAGUGCUUCGUGAUGGCUCUCGGCGCUGAACUUGCGGUGUGGGCCUCAGGGUUCGGCCCUCCAACCCGCGCCCAGAGCGCAGAUAGAACUGAACGGAAGGCGCAAGGCAUUGCAGAUGUGCCAUUUUGGGCGGUAUAUUGCCGCCUAGGCCGCCGCUCUGAGAAGGUGGGUGUGUCUGCAGGCGUUGCCUUCCAAACGCAGCGGGGUAGCUCGGAAGGUGAAGGCGGCGGAGCGGCAAAUGACCAUGGUUGGGAGAGAGGGCGGCCAAGUGCAAAGCUGCAAACAGUUGAUGCAAUGCAGAUCUAUAAAGAUGUGCUCCGUCUCAUUACUGCUGGUGAGUAUCAGCGUCCGCAAGAUUCGUGA